Messenger RNA from Lepidothrix coronata (blue-crowned manakin), 2074 nucleotides. Its product is annotated as erythroblast NAD(P)(+)--arginine ADP-ribosyltransferase-like. The record is from RefSeq and is a predicted model, not a curated record. The transcript has 3 exons. NCBI's taxonomy places the organism in Eukaryota, Metazoa, Chordata, Aves, Passeriformes, Pipridae. Gene Ontology annotation, molecular function: NAD+ poly-ADP-ribosyltransferase activity; NAD+-protein-arginine ADP-ribosyltransferase activity. Bases 1023 to 1886 code for a protein of 287 amino acids.
CCAGAUUUAGGAAAACACUUUGCAACAGUCCCCUGCCACAGUGUGAAGUUCUGUGGUGCAGCAAUAUUUCUCUUGUAAAAAAGCCUGGUGGGACCAGAGAUGGUGCACGAAGGCAACCAGGAGUAGGAAACAGGUCCUUAUGAACAGAGCUUAGCCCAUGCCCACACAUAGAAUAGAAGUCAAAGGGACGUGGCAGAGCUGGAGAAACAAGUGCUGUAAUAGGAGGGACAAAGAGCAGGUACCUCCAUCCCUUUUUUCUGCACAGGGCACAACAGACAAUCAAAGCCCACAUGUGUCCCUUCUGGGACACAACGCCCAGGCACUGCUUUGUGACAAAAGCCAAAGUGCAAAGUGAUUGGCUACCCCUGACCUGUCUCGGGACCUCCCUGUUCCAGCCCCUACUGCUUUCACAGUUUCCUGGUUGCUUUGUCACUCUUUCUCUUUCUUACCCAGUUUCUCCUGCUUUUUGAAGUUUAUCCCUGCUCCAGCCCAGCACUGUCAGCCAACCCUUAUAUCCAAUUCCUCUCCAGACAUAAUUGUCUGUCCCAGCUACUUUUGCCCUGCAUACAGAUCUUCACCCUCACACCAGAUCCUACUGUGGUUGUUUAUCUCAUUUCUCUCUCAUUUAUCUUUCAGAGAACAGAUACUCCUUCCUCACUGUCUGACAGUGGCACCUUCACACCCACACUUGUGUGACACUGAGCAGAGCCCAGUGGCCCAGGAACAGCCUGGGACACCUGGGACACCAACCCAGGGUAGGACAUGGGCUCUGUGUGCUCUGCAUCCCUCAUUCUGUGGAAUCAGAAAUAUUCGUGCAAUGAACAGAAAGUGACUGAUAACUGAGUAACACCAGAGCACAAGGCGCUGGUGAGGGACUGGUGAGGGACUGGUGAGGCACUGGUGAGGGACUGGUGAGGCGCUGGCAAGACACUGCUGAGGCACUGUCCCUCCCAGAGGAAGCGACCGCGGCCCCGCCUGCGUCCUCACAGUGCCCGGGGGGCCCUGGAGAGUCUCUGCCCACCAUGGAGCUCCUGGUGCUGGUGCUGCUGGCCACGACUCUGGCCACAGGCGUCCCCCCACGCUGGCCAGACCUUAAGAGUGGCCUCAGGGAGAUUGAACUGAGUAUGGCCCCCAACUCCUUCGAUGACCAGUACUCGCGCUGCCGCAUCAAAAUGGCGAAGGCGCUGAGGGCGCUCAACCGCACUGAGUUUGCCACCAACAGCGACUACGCUGACGCCUGGGGCAAGGCCACCAUCAAAUGGCACAGCCGCAAAUUUGUGGGGUCCCGGCUGCGGCGGGAACAGGCCAUCGCCCUCAUGGCCUACUCGAUGGAGGAGGGCCUAUACUUGGAGUUCAACAGGGCUGUGCGCAGCGCGGGGCGCUCCCUCCAGGAAUACCUGCGGAACUUCCCCUUCAAGGUGGUGCAUUUCCUGCUGACCGAGGCCCUGGAUGACCUGCGGGAUGAGGAGACCCACCCCCGCUGCCUCGACGUGUACCGAGGUAUCGAAGGGAUCCGGUUCGUCACUGAGCCCGGCAAGACCAUCCGCUUUGGCCAGUUCGCCUCCAGCUCCCUGCUGAGAAACGUCAGCGAGCACUACGGCACCGACACCUUCUUCGAGGUGCACACCUGCCACGGCGCCAACAUCCGAAACUUCUCCAACUACCCUAACGAGGAGGAAGUCCUCAUCCCGCCCUUCGAGACCUUUAAUGUCACCAGUGUCACCCACCAAGGGGACAAAACCCACAUCCAGCUCCACUCCCACGGCGUGUACAGCAAAUACAACUGCGCGUGGCUCCGAGGCAGCAGCAUCCGCAGGGACCCCCCACAUCUCAGGGGGCUCCUGCUGGCAAUCCUGGCCCUGGCAGUGGCCAUCGGCACCCCCUGAGCCACGAGGACACCGCUGUCACCUCUGCCACCGUGCCCGGCCAAGACGAGGGCUCAGGAACGGAGCCACCAGUGUCACCAGGAUGGCAGGGGGACACUGGACAAGCCCAGGGGACGCCCUCCCUGAGCCAUGGCUGGGGUGUUGGGGUGCACCUGAGUGGGGGCACAGGGGGGAUUGGCUUCUCUUUG